Molecule: messenger RNA, 438 nt
Organism: Heterotrigona itama
Lineage: Eukaryota; Metazoa; Arthropoda; Insecta; Hymenoptera; Apidae
Source: the annotation of a GenBank genome assembly
AUGGAAAAACAGUGGUGUCUGUUUUCUGUUGGCCGAUCGAGACAGCCAGAGCAAUUGACCAUAGUGGUCGAGAUAAGCAAUAUCGUAUUUUCGGCCGUCUUCGCUGUGGAGAUGUUGCUCAAGAUCAUCGCCGAAGGACCGUUUGGUUACAUAAGCAACGGAUUCAACGUUUUCGACGGGGUCGUCGUGGUCCUCAGAAAAGAGAAAAAGGGAGAAUUUUCUGUUGAACGUGAUAGCGUGGUGGAGAUUUGUCAAGCGUUCGUGGAGGAGAGGAGCGGAAGUUCCGGGCUGAGCGUGUUGAGGACCUUCCGGCUACUGCGAAUCCUGAAGCUCGUGCGUUUCCUGCCGAACCUGCGGCGACAGCUGUUCGUGAUGCUGCGCACCAUGGAUAACGUUGCCGUAUUCUUUUCCCUUUUAGUACUUUUCAUCUUUAUAUUC